GGUUUGAGGUUCCCGGCGCGGAUUGUGUGUGUGUUUGUGUGGGGGGAGGCCAGGCCGGAGUGAAGUUGGAUCAGCAAAGCAUCUUGAUUCCUUGGGGCAGCCGAGAUGAAUAAAGAAGGUGGAUUCCGAAAACGAAAACAUGAUAACAUGCAGCCUCGUAACCGAAAGGAGGAAAGGGAAAGCAAAGUAAAUCCAGCCUCUCCAGUGUUAUUAUCCUUUAAAUCUUUCCAAAAGGAGCUAGAUGCUAAGCACGAUAAAUAUGAGAGGCUAGUAAAACUUGGUCGUGAUAUUACUAUUGAAAGCAAACGGAUUAUUUUUCUUCUGCACAGAGUAACCAGUGUUGAUGACAUUGAAGAAUUACUGAAUGAGUCUGAGGCCAGAUUUCGUGAUGUUAGAUCAAAGAUCCAGCAAAUUUCCCAGGAAUUGAUUGGUGAAGACAUGUGCCAAUUUCACCGAGCAUUUUCUCCAGGAUUACAGGAAUAUGUAGAAGCUGUUUCGUUCCAACAUUUCAUUCGGACCAGAAGCCUCAUUAGCCUUGAAACAAUUAAUAGACAUUUAGUCUUUACUCCAACGGAAGUGGAAGCAGACAAUGUUGAGAACUCGGCCUUGCCUGAUUCACAGGAUGAGAAACAAGGACAAAAAUCCCUUUGCCUGCAGGUGACCCCCACAGACUACCUGUUGGGGAUCGCAGAUUUGACUGGUGAAUUGAUGCGCAUGUGUAUCACCAGUGUAGGCAAUGGGGAUAUUGAAACACCUUUUGAAGUGAGCCAAUUUCUACGUGCAAUCUAUGAUGGAUUUACUUACAUUGGUAAUACUGGACCUUAUGAAGUUUCCAAGAAGCUUUACACAUUGAAACAAAGUUUGGGAAAGGUGGAAGAUGCUUGUUACACAUUGACUGUGAGAGGCUCCGAAAUUCCAAAACACAUGCUUGCUGAUGUGCUUAGCUCAAAAACAUCCAUGAGCGAACAUGAGGAAGGCGUAUAACUCGUCAUAUAUCGGGGAGAAAGGAAUUAUAAUAAAAGCUAUUUGUUAGCUUUGUAUGAGAUACAUUUGUGUAAUUGUUUUGUUCAGUUGCAGAUUGUGCAACCAAAUGAUCCAAUAUUAGAUGCUUUCACAUUUUUGCAAAUGUUCAACUGUAACGUGUGUAUUACAUUACAGAAUUUAUUUUCUGGAGGUUGCUUUGACUAGAAAUAUAGUUGAAUUUUUAACUAGGAUUUUAACCUACUCUCCAAAAUACUGCUUCUGUUCAAAAUGAGUAAAAACCUUUUCAGUUUAAAAAAUACAUUCAAUAAUAUGAGAAUCUGAUAACGCUACUACUGCUCCUUUAUCGGAAGAUCUAUGAAGUCUCAAUUAUGACCUAAUUUUGUUUUCAAGUUGAUGAUGCUAAUUGGUGAUUGGCUAUCAGAUGGGGUUCUCUUUUUUCCCCCCAAAUGUCCUUUGUUUUGUAGGGUUUGCAGUCAGUUUAUAAAUAGAAAUUUCCACCUUCCUAUGAAAGUGCUUUUUUGCUGAAAGUUCUACUUUUUGUAUCUCAGAACUAAUUCAAUUAUGUUUCAGUAGAUACAAUAAAGAAACUGCAACUCUUACAUUAAUUCUUAAAAUUUAAAUUAGGAAUUAUAAUCAGUUUAUUUGGAUUCUGUGGGUGAUGCAACUACAUUCUUUAGACCAGUAAAUUGAAUAAGGCACCUUAGAGAGGAAAUUACAAUUGUAUGCAUUAUGAAAACUGAAAAUGUUGGCAAUAAUCAGAUUAGGCAGUACCUAUGGAGAAGGAGAAACAGCAUUCAGGUUUUAGGUACGUUAAUGUUACAAUGGCCUGAGGCAUCAAUUAUUUCUCAGGCUCCAUAGAUGCAGCCUGACCUGCUCAGUAGGUUCAAAGUUUUUUUUUGUUUUUAUUUCAAAUUUAAACAUUUGCAGUAUUUUGUUUCUGUGUUUUCAUAUGUUGGCUUGAUUUGCAUCUUUGAAUAUGAGGUCGUUAUUGAAGUUCUAUUAAGUCUUUAAUAUAAGUGCAUAAUAAUUAAGAAUAUUGUUGCAAAAAUUGCUGUUCCAUUUUGUGU
This is a messenger RNA of Hemiscyllium ocellatum (epaulette shark), 2051 nucleotides long. RefSeq names its product translin-associated factor X (gene tsnax). NCBI's taxonomy places the organism in Eukaryota, Metazoa, Chordata, Chondrichthyes, Orectolobiformes, Hemiscylliidae. Bases 106 to 984 code for a protein of 292 amino acids. The transcript is spliced from 6 exons. The record is from RefSeq and is a predicted model, not a curated record. Gene Ontology annotation, cellular component: nucleus; cytoplasm. Gene Ontology annotation, molecular function: sequence-specific DNA binding; RNA endonuclease activity; RNA binding.